Molecule: messenger RNA, 6123 nt
Organism: Merops nubicus (carmine bee-eater)
Lineage: Eukaryota; Metazoa; Chordata; Aves; Coraciiformes; Meropidae
Product: G-protein coupled receptor 98-like
Exons: 28
Biological process (GO): cell communication; negative regulation of adenylate cyclase activity
Cellular component (GO): membrane
Molecular function (GO): G protein-coupled receptor activity
Source: RefSeq, a predicted model, not a curated record
GGCAGGUGAAUUCAACUACUCUGACUUUACACAUCGUUCGAGAGCAAGGCUUUGUUGGAGAGAUUGCAGUUCAGCUGAGCACCUCACCUAACUUCGACCUCCCCCUCUCCAACCAGGCAACAGAGAAUGUGGAUUAUAUACUGGAAAAGAAGACAGUCAUUAUGGCAGAGAAUGCAACAACAGCUUCUGUUUUAGUCACUGUUUUGCCUGACAAGGUUCCAGAAUUAGAGGAAGGAUUUGUAAUCAAUAUUACUGAUGUGCAACUGGUCGAUUCUCCCACUGGAAGUCAGCCAAGUGUGAAGAGGCUUGGGUUAGAAAUAGCUGAAAUAACAAUUGAAGAAAAUGAUGAUGCCAGGGGGGUGUUCAGUUUCAAUGUUACAAAGGACAUAACUGGAGCUGUUGCUGGCUAUGAGGUCCCACCUCCACAGAAUGUACUGAAACUUCCAGUCGUUCGGCACGCCGGGAGGUUUGGGUCAGCCACUCUGUACUGGGAAGCCAUUCCCUCAACUACUAGCUUUGAGGACUUCACUCCAUCAUUUGGGAACCUUACAUUUACAGAUGGGCAGGCUACAGGAGAAAUAGAAAUUACAAUCAUAGAUGACAGUGAAGUUGAGUUCCUUGAGAUAUUCAAGAUUGCCCUGGUGAGGGUUACAGGUGGUGCAAGACUUGGGGAUGACACCCUGGUGACUGUCGCCAUUCCACCCAAUGAUUCCCCUGUUGGAGUAUUUGGGUUUGAAGAGAAGAAGGUGACAGUGAAGGAGCCUCAGACACCUGAUGACCCUGCUGCAGUUGUAUUGCUCACUGUCAGACGAAGCCAAGGAGGACAAGGAGCAGUUAAAGUGUUAUGGAUUCUGGAGGAAGCAGCCAGAUAUGAUCUGACCCCUCUGAAUGGUACCCUUCACUUCAACGAGACUGAAUCCCAGAAGUUGAUUGUUUUACAUGUGGUACAAGAUGGUCUUCUGGAGGGCAAUGAAACAUUUGCCAUUCAGCUAGUCUCUACUGGUGAUGCAGAGAUUUCCCCUGUAAAUGGUGUUGCAACCAUCAUUAUUAUGGGUGAUGAAGGAGCUUCUGGGGUGGUUGGGAUAGCCCCUUCAUCCAAGCAUGUUCUGAUUGGAGAACCUUCAGGGAAUUAUAAUGGAACUGCUCUGAUUAGCCUGAUACGUGGCCCAGGGAUUUUUGGUGACAUCAUAAUAAAUUGGAAUAUAACACCUCCUCAUCACACAGAGUUUAUUGAGACAUCAGGGACCCUGACAAUGCGAGAUAGACAGUCUGCAGCAGUUGUUCUGAUCCAGGCUGUAGAUGACGACUGUCCUGAGGAGAAGCAUUACUACCAAUUUCAGCUAACUGGAGUCAGUGAUGGAGGACUCAUAAAUGAGUCUAGCAGCACAGCAAAUAUUACCAUGGCUGCCAGUGAUCUUCCAUAUGGAGAGUUCACAUUUUCACGGGACCAGCUGCAAACAACAGAAGAGGAAAAAUGGGUUAACCUGACUGUUGUGCGUUCCAGGGGAUCCUAUGGCAAAGUGCAUCUUUGCUUUCAGAUCAUAAAUGGGACUGCAGAGGAGGGAGUUGAUUUCACUCCCACAGUAAUGGAAUUGUUGUUUGAACCACAUGAGGAAAGUAAAAUUAUUUUGGUUGAAAUUCAUGAUGAUGACUUUCCUGAAGGUCCUGAAGACUUUUCAGUGAUGAUUACUGAAGUGGAACUCCAAGGAAGUGGGUUUGACUUUACCAUAAAAGAAAAUGGCCUACAGAUGGACCAACCUCCAGUGAUAGGAAAUAUCUCCACAAUACGAGUCACUAUAGCAAAAAGUGACAAUGCAGAAGGCAUCAUAGAAUUUGACCCACAGUAUAUCCUUCUAGAGGUGGAAGAGGAUGCUGGAUUAAUCAUGAUUCCUGUUGUGAGAAAGCGUGGCACCUAUGGCUCAGUGACAGCUGAUUUCCUUACUCGAAGCAUUUCUGCACUUCCAGAUGGUGUUGACUUUGUCAUCCAUAAUAAUUCUGUCAUUUUUUAUCAUGGCCAGAACCAGACUUUUAUUUACAUAUCUAUUAUUGAUGAUGAAGAAAGUGAAUUUGCAGAGCAAUUUGAAAUCCAGCUGACAGGAGCCACUGGUGGAGCAGUCCUUGGGCUGCAGCUAGUGAGCCAGGUCACUAUUGCUAAAAGUGACUCCCCAAAGGGCAUCGUCCGGUUCCUCAACCAAAGUCGAGUUACUCUUCCCAAUCCUGACACAACCAUGACAGUCUCCCUGGUGCUGGAAAGGACUGGAAGGCUGUUAGGGGAGGCACAGAUUAAUUGGGACAUCUUGGGACCCAAUUCAGAACAGGUUUUAUCUACCCUAAAUAAUGACAUUGGUGAUCCAUUGAAUGGAACAUUCUAUUUUGGAGAAGGAGAAGGAGGUCUGAGAACUAUUCAUCUAGAAAUCUACCCUCAUGAAGAAGUUGAAGUUCAGGAGGUCUUCAUUAUUAGACUGAGGCUAAUGAAAGGUGAAACAGAAAUAGACCCUAAGGCAAAUAACGUUACACUAAUAAUACAGAAGUUUGGUGAUCCCAAUGGAAUUGUACAAUUUGCUCCUGAGUCAUUAACUGAGAAUAACUAUGCAGAACCCUCAGCAGCAGAGGGGCCACAGAGUAUCACACUGUUUGUCAGGCGAAUUCAAGGAGUUUUGGGAAACAUAACGGUUUACUGGGAAAUACAUAGUGAAUCUGACAUCACAGGUGACUUUCUUAACACAGAGGGAUCCGUUGUCAUUGCUGACCAGCAGAGCACAGCUGAGAUAAUUCUCUACCUGCUACCUGAUGACGUGCCAGAACUGGAUGAAAGCUAUUUUGUGGAACUGAUUUCAGUAGAAGGUGGAGCAGAUUUAGACCAAGAGAAAAGAAUUUCAAAGAUCAGUGUGCUGGCAAAUGAUGAUCCCCACGGGGUGUUUGCCCUGUACCCUGACCAGCAGUCAGUGUUGGUAGAGAGGAACCUGGAGAGGUGUGUCCAGAUUAAUGUAACUCGCCAUGCUGGGGCCUUUGGAGAAGUCACCAUUGAGUAUCUUAUCAUAUCUCCUGAUGAAGAAGUGCUAAUUGAACCUGAGAAUGAGGUGGGAUACCUCACAGUAAAAGAUGGUGCCAGCUUUGGAGUGAAAAGAGUGCCAAUAAGCAGCCAGGCAUUUAUUUCGCUGGGCUCAAAUUUAACUCUGGAACUGAUGAAUGUAAGCCUGGUUAAAGGAAGUGCCAAGGACAUGCCUAAAAUAUUAGGAAAAGCUAAAUCAGCUGUUCUGAUUAUUCCUGAGGAAGCUGCCAAUUCACAGGUUGGCUUUGAAUCUGUGAGUUUACGACUUACAGACAUUGUGGCAGGGACAGGCCAUGCUGUUGUAACCAGAAAAGGGGUUUAUGGCUCUGUCACAGUCAGCUGGAUUUCAGGAUACCCACCACACCUAAUCACUGACUUUGCUCAGCCAGGCAAUAUUACUCCUCCAUUUGGUACUGUUGUAUUUUCCUCUGGUGAGCAAAGUAAAGUAAUUUCAUUCCAAGCUACUCCAAGCCUAAAUAAACAUGAGUCAUUUGCCAUCACUUUAGCAGCAGUGCACAGCAACGUGUCUGGUGGGGCUCGCCUGAGAUCAGGAUUUCUGAUAGCUGAAAUUGAGCCAAUGGGGAUCUUCCAGUUUGCCCUUAACUCAAGAUCUGUUUCAGUUGAAGAAGAUGUUCAAGCAGUCACACUACAAGUCCAAAGACUGUUUGGUUUUCAAAGUAAUCUCACUAAAUUGACAUAUCAGACCAUUCCAGGAAGUGCCAAACCACUAGAGGACUUUAUUCCCAUCUACAAUGGAGAGAUUAUGUUUUUAGGUUUUCAGACAAACGCUGUGAUUGAAAUAUCAAUAAUUGAUGACAACGUGUCUGAAAUGGAGGAAUUUUUUUUUGUAAAUUUGACUGCUGUGGAAAUUUUGGAUGUUCAACGUGUGACUCCUCCUUGGAGUCCACGUUUGAACCCAGCUUUCAGUGUUGCAACAGUUAAUAUCCUGGCUAACGAUAUUCUUCAUGGAAUACUAAGUUUGGGGCCAGGGUUUAUUUAUGUUGAAGAGGAUACAAACAACAGCACCCCCAACACAGCUGUACUUCAUAUCAGAAGGACCAAGGGUUUUACUGGGGAUAUUGAAGUAACUGUUAAAACCUUUGGGGGUGUGAGUGCACAGACUGGAACCGAUUCAUAUCCUUUUGGAAAGACUGAUGGAAAAGCAAACUUCACAUGGGCAAUGGAAGGAGAAGAUUUUGAGGAACAGUCAGUCUCUCUGACCUUGCUGGAUGGAGAAAGAGAAAGCAAGGUGUCCAUAAAAAUUUUUGAUGAUGAUGAACCUGAAGGACAGGAGGUGUUUUAUGUUUUCCUCUCAGACCCUGAAUGUGGAGCACAAAUUGUGGAAGGAAAGGAUGAAUAUGGAUUUGCUGCUUUUGCAACAGUAAUUAUUGCAGGAAGUGAUCUCCAGAAUGGCAUUUUGGGAUUCCUUCCAGAAGUACAAACUGGUCUUGUACUUGAUGAAGACUCAGAAAACAGAGAGGUGCUGCUGAUUGUCACCAGGCAACCAAACAGGGCCUUUGAAGAUGUGAAGAUCUUUUGGCGUGUGACCUUUAAUAAAACAGCUGUUGUCCUCCUGAAGGACAGUGUGAACUUGGAAAAUGAACUUGUGUCUGUGCUGGGAGCCACAACCUGCAAGGCAGGCCAAACGAUGUGCAACAUCUCUAUUGAAAUAAAACCUGAUGAUGUGCCUGAAUUUGAGACACAUUUCUUCGUUGAGCUGUAUGCUGUAACCACAGGAGCUGCUCUGAACAGCAGUGCCAGGUUUGCUUUUGUGACAGUCCUUGAAAGUGAUGCUCCUCAUGGUUUAGUGUAUUUUGCUGUGGGAUCUCGUUUUGCUGUGGCUCAUAAGAAGACAACUUUAAUCAGCCUGCAAGUGCUUAGAGAUUCUAGUACAUCAGUAACCACAAUGGUUAGAUACAGCAUGCAGGAGCUACAAAAACCUGAACCUAUUGGUCGGACCUUUGUAUCUCCAGCUGUAGCAGGACAAGAUUUUGUCAGAGCUGAAGGUUUAUUGACUUUUGAACCUGGACAAAGAAAUACGUUUCUGGAUGUGACCCUGACUCCAAAGACAGGAUCUUUAAACCCAUUUCCUAAACGUUUCCAGGUUGUACUUUCUAACCCCACAGGUGGUGCCAGAGUAGAUGACAUGUAUGGCAUUGCUAAUGUCACCAUUGUCUCAGAUUUGGACUCCUUGCCAUUUUGGGGGCUGAUUGAUCAACUGCAUCAGCCUCUUGAUGACACCAUUUUACACAGAGUCCUCCAGAAUCUCAAUGUCAAAGUGGCUACAGAAACUACAGAAGAGCAGCUUACUGCUGUGGUGCAUAUGAUACAUAAGGUUACAGAUGUAGGUGAAAAACAAUUACUCUCUGACAGAAGUAGAAGUCUUUUCUAUGAGAUACUCUGUUCUCUGGCUAGCCCAAAACGUGAGGACACACGAGGAUACAGCCUGCUUGCUGAGGUGACUGAGAGGUUUGCUUUUUCCCUGUUGCAUGGGAUAAUGUGUGGAUCACCAGGAGAAAGAGGUAAAAAUAUCCUCGACAGCUGCCCAUACAUUGCAAUAAUGGCUCACAACUGGUUUCCUCAGCAAAUCAAUGGACACAGCUUUGAUGGAAAAGAUGGAGAUUCUAUUCAAGUACCUGAACAUUUACUAGAAGUCUCUCUUGUAUUAUCACCUCCUCAGGAAGAGAGCUGUGAAUCUGUACAGUUCACAGAAUACAGCAGUCAGCAGUGGUUCCUCACUGGAGAUAAAGAGCUUGCCCUGAAGAAUAAGGUUUUUUCCAUGAGUUUGAAGGGUCGGAGUUCACUCCCUUUGAAAGAUAACAAUGAAGUAAUUUAUAGAAUUUAUGCUAAAGGAAGUCGAAUUGUUCCACAAAAGUCUCUAUGUCUUCUCUGGAAUCAAGCUGCUGAAAGCUGGCUGUCUGAUAGUGGCUUCUGCAAAGUGGUUGAUGACACGUCAGACUAUGUGGAAUGCUCUUGUUCUCAUAUGUCCAUUUAUGCAGUUUAUGCCCAAACAGACAACUUGUCUUCAUACAACGAGGCUUUUUUCUCUUCUGGAUUCAUCUGCAUUUCAG